Messenger RNA from Dunckerocampus dactyliophorus (ringed pipefish), 2691 nucleotides. It is a transcript of the gene angptl1a, whose product is annotated as angiopoietin-like 1a. Bases 318 to 1781 code for a protein of 487 amino acids. The transcript has 6 exons. Lineage: Eukaryota; Metazoa; Chordata; Actinopteri; Syngnathiformes; Syngnathidae. Gene Ontology annotation, biological process: cell surface receptor protein tyrosine kinase signaling pathway. The record is from RefSeq and is a predicted model, not a curated record.
UCAAGGCAUCCGUCGUCUGAGUUUAGUCUGUCGAACAGGCCGGCUUUUGAACUCUGCCCACGGACAAGUACGUUUGGGAAGUAGGACAUUAUAGCAAGAAUUUAGAAACAUAUUGGUGAGUUUUUAGCAGCAGGACAGAAGAAGGGAGCAGCUUAGAGUGGAGCCCGGAGGUUGAGGACAAGAGACAGCAAUGAAUCCUGGAUGCUGCAACGUGAUGAGGACACAAUACAGUGCCAAACCAUAACUGUAGGACACGCAACAUCACCGCUGAUAAUAAAAAAGGAGGGCCAGGGGGGCUGUCUAUCAAUCCAACUGCAAUGCAGGGGCUGAUGUGGAGCCUGUGUGCCUUACUCUGCCUCUCCCUCUGGGAGGAAGGUUCCUGCAGGAACUCCAGGGAAGCCCGGAGAACCAAAGAGACAUCUCUCCACAGAAAUAAAAGAGCUCCACUGGAUCCCGAUGCUAAAAAGUGUUCCUACACCUUCCUGGUGCCUGAGCAGAAAAUUACAGGACCAAUCUGUGCCAGCUCCACAGCUUCCGAGCCGGACAAGGACAGAGUGACCCGCAUGGACAUAGCAGAUGUGCGAGAGGUGCUCAGCAAACAGCGGCGUGAGAUUGAUACAUUGCAGCUGGUGGUGGACGUCGAUGGCAACCUGGUGAAUGAGAUGAAGCUACUGAGGAAAGAGAGCCGCAAUAUGAACUCCAGGGUGACCCAACUCUACAUGCAACUGCUGCAUGAGAUCAUCAGGAAGAGGGACAACUCUCUGGAGCUCGCCCAGCUGGAGAAUCGUGUCCUCAACGUGACCUCUGAGAUGAUGCGGCUGGCUUCGAGGUACAAGGAGCUGGAGGCCCGCUUUGCCACAAUGGCUGGGGUGGUCAACAACCAGUCCAUUCUCAUCUCUGCUCUGGAGGAACACUGCCUGAGGCCAAUGGGACGCAGUGAUCUUCCCGCAGUCCCUCCGCUGGUUCAGGUGGUGCCGCAGAACAUACCCGUCAACAAUCGAUUCACCAAUGAAAUACAGAGGGACCACAAUAACCGGGCUUUUCCACACGGGUCACGCAUGAACACACCCACUGCAAACCCGCUUGGAAUUGAACCUCCACCACCACAAGGAACACUUACUUCUGAUGGUCCAUUCAAGGACUGCUUCCAGGUGCGGAAAGCUGGUCACACCACCAGUGGGAUGUACCUGCUGAAAACCGACGGCAGCGAGCGACUGAUCCAAGUCUGGUGUGAGCACAGCCUCGACAACGGUGGAUGGACCGUGUUGCAAAGGAGGAGAGACGGCUCGGUCAAUUUCUUUCGAAAUUGGGACAACUACAAAAGAGGUUUCGGUAACAUUGAUGGCGAGCACUGGCUUGGGCUAGAGAACAUCUACAACCUGGGCAAACAGGGCGACUACAAGCUGAUGGUGGAGCUUGAGGACUGGACCGGGAAGAAGGUCUAUGCAGAGUAUGGCAGCUUCCACCUGGAGUCUGAGAGUGAGGGCUACCGCCUGAGGCUGGGCGCCUACCAAGGAAACGCGGGGGACUCCUUCAGUAGUCACAAUGGCAAACAGUUCACCACGCUUGACCGGGACAAGGAUGCGUUUUCUGGUAACUGUGCCCACUUCCAUAAGGGUGGCUGGUGGUACAAUGCUUGUGGCCAGACCAACUUGAACGGUGUCUGGUACAGUGGAGGAGUUUAUCGAAGCAAAUUCCAGGAUGGGAUCUUCUGGGCAGAAUACGGAGGAGGUUUCUACUCGCUUAAGUCAGUACGUCUGAUGAUCCGACCCAUUGACUAGAACCUUGCGAGAGUGGAUCUUUCUCAAGCACAUCAACCUCGUUCCUUUUUUUGAGUAAAUAUACAUACUGAAUACACACUACACAAGAGAAGGGAAAAAUUGCUAUCGAGGAACAAACAACAGCAUAUGGAAGGACUGAUGACUCCAGCAGCUGUGAUGCACAAAUGAAAAAAGUUCCUGGUUAUCUCUGGAUGGAACAAUGGAACACUGCAUGUAAUUGUGGGAGGAAUGGACUCCAUAUUUCUUUGGAGCGGCUACAAGUCAUGUUCACCGUUGAAAGUCAGAAAGUUCAUUCCAAGAGAUAAAAUAAACAAUUGGAUGUUUAAUUAUUUGAAGUUGCCAAUAAGACUACCCUGACAAUGGAAGGGCCUAGCGGAACAAUUUUCUGCAUUUUGCCGAAAUUUUAGGGGAUUAAGCAGAAAACGGCGUGUAAAUAUCUAUGGCUUUAUUUGUGAUAGUUUAAUUUAAUUCUACUCAGGCCGAAUGUUCACAAUGCCACUUUGCCAGUCGUUGUUAUUUAACAGUGAGUAUUUAUGGUAACCAUUGAUAUUUAGCCCCGUAAGAUUGAGAUAAUAGGGUUGCAGCAGUACACUGGUUAUUAUCGCAUAAAAAGGUAGGAUUAUUUAGGUUCAUCAUACCAUGUACAUUUUUGUAAACAAAACAUUUUUACACUGUUAAAUACUGAAUAGCAAACAUGUAUCAUCUUUCUUUAUAUUCAUUCCUUUACAGGUUGUUAAUUGUACAUAAUGGAAAUGAUCUUACCAUGAAGAGCUUAUUGUAAAACCAUUAAUUGCAACCUGGCUUCAGAAACACUAAUAAGAUGAUGCAGACCGUGAGGCCUUGCAUGAAGUAAGGAAGGCUGUGACAUGCACUGCCAAUUUUCAUUUCAUUUUCUCAAAUUAAAAAAUCU